UCACUCUUAUUUAACAAUCGCCAUUGUACGGGCACGUGUGAAAAGUGCAAGUUUUCAUUAACUUCUCUAAUUGACUGUACAACAGCGUUAUUUUAAAGCAAACAAAUGGAGUCUGAAUCGUUUUACGGUGUAACCCUCAGCGAAAAGGAGCCAAUUGCCCAGUUUGCUGUGCCGGAAGUGGCAGAAGAGUAUUUGGUGCACUCAUACAAACUGAUUAUUAAACAGAUUUCCCUUGGCCCCGAGGCAAAAUCAGGCGAAUUCAAUGUCAUACAGGCGGAAACACAAGAAAAUGAGAGUAAGAAGAUAGUUAAAAUUCCUAUUGCCGUCUUGAAGGUGGGCGAAACCCGCUCGUUGCGUCCAAAUGUUGAAUUCCCAAAUGGUUCCGUCACAUUCAAGCUUGUCCAAGGCACGGGGCCCGUCUAUGUGUGUGGCAAGUCUGAGAUGAACUUGGGCGAAUACGAGGAUGUUAAUAUGUACGAGGAGUAUUCGGAUGAGGAAGACGAAAGCGAAUUGGAGCUGGAUGAGGAAGCUUCGCCACAGACAAAUGGAAAGAGCAAUAAAAAGAAGUAAUAAGAAAAUAUAUAACUACAACAAUCAGUAAGCUAAUUAAAAAUAACAAACACAACGGAAAAACAAAA
Molecule: messenger RNA, 638 nt
Organism: Drosophila nasuta
Lineage: Eukaryota; Metazoa; Arthropoda; Insecta; Diptera; Drosophilidae
Gene: Nph
Product: Nucleophosmin
Exons: 4
Coding region: 106-570 (154 amino acids)
Biological process (GO): chromatin remodeling
Cellular component (GO): cytoplasm; nucleoplasm; nucleolus
Molecular function (GO): histone binding; RNA binding; chromatin binding
Source: RefSeq, a predicted model, not a curated record